Messenger RNA from Trichosporon asahii var. asahii CBS 2479, 1428 nucleotides. RefSeq lists its product as uncharacterized. The transcript is spliced from 6 exons. The record is from RefSeq and is a predicted model, not a curated record. Bases 1 to 1428 code for a protein of 475 amino acids. Gene Ontology annotation, biological process: allantoate transport; transmembrane transport; dipeptide transport. NCBI's taxonomy places the organism in Eukaryota, Fungi, Basidiomycota, Tremellomycetes, Trichosporonales, Trichosporonaceae. Gene Ontology annotation, molecular function: dipeptide transmembrane transporter activity; allantoate transmembrane transporter activity. Gene Ontology annotation, cellular component: plasma membrane.
AUGGCGUCACGCGGCUCAAACACCCCCCCACUGUCGGAGAAGCCUACAGACGAGAUGAUCGAGGUCGCCGAUACGUCCUCCGACAAGGAGCGUGUCCUGGUGGACCAUCCCGACAUCACCCCGGAAGAGAACAAGGCAGUCCUCAAGAAGAUUGAUCGCAACCUCAUGCCUCUCGACAAGACGACCUUAACUUACACGUCCGUCAUGGGCAUCUUGGGCGACACCAAAAUGAAAGCGCUCGGAUACCUUAUCGGACAAUACCCUAUGUGCUGGCUUCAGCAGCGCCUGCCUUUGGCGAAGAUGACCGGCGUCAACAUCGUCGUCUGGGGAGCGAUCGUUGCUGUCACAGCUGCUUGCAACAAUUGGAGCGGCUUGAUGGCUUGUCGUUUCUUCUUGGGUGUCUUUGAGUCAUCCCUCUCGCCAGCUCUGAUUCUGUUCACUGCCCAGUGGUAUCGCAAGAAGGAACAGGGGGUUCGCACGGGCAUUUGGGCCUCGUUCGUUACCUGGGGCGGCAUCCUGGGAGCCCUCAUCGCCUACGGCUUGUUCAUGAGUUUCAUGAACCAUACGUUGCUCAUCGCUCCAUGGCGAGCUCUGUUCAUCAUUCUCGGCGCCAUCACCAUUCUGCUGGGAGUCAUAUUUUUCUUCAUUGUCCCCGACUCCCCGCAGGUAGCGCGGUUCCUGACCCCUCAAGAGCGAGAAGUCGCUCGCAUGCGCACUGCCGAAACCAUGCAAGCCCUUCACAUCAAGGACCACAAAUGGUACCAGGUUCGCGAGGCGUUCAGGGACCCGGCCGUCUGGAUCAUCACACUCAUCGCGGCGUUGAACGGAAUUCCGAACGGAGGCAUUACAAACUUCUACGCGAUCAUGGUGCUUAGCAUUGGCGUGCAAGUCCAGGAUGGCAUCCUGCUGUCCAUGCUGAACUGCUGGGUGGCUGUGGCGACGAUUAUCACUCUCUUCGUCGGCUCCAAGUUGAACUGCAGAACUCUUGCUGCAAUCCCGGCUCAUAUCGUCUCAAUGGUGGGAGGCAUUCUCGUCUGGCAGCUUCCAAGGAGCUUGGUGCGGGCUCGCCUUGCCGGCUUUUAUCUCACUCUGGUCUACGCUAUGGGGCAGACUGUCUGCAUGUCCCUUAUCUCGACAAAUGUCACAGGCCGCACCAAGAAGACGACUGUUGCGGCCAUGUUUUUCGUCAUGAAUUGUGUUGGCAACCUCGUGGGUCCGCAGACAUUCAGAGACAAGGACGCCCCAGGCUAUGCGCCGGCUCUGAUCACCCUCAUUGUCUGCAAUAUCCUGACCAUCAUCCUGUUGGUAGCUCUGUAUCUCUACUACGUUCGCCAAAACAAGAUCCGUAGCCAGAUCGAUGCCGCGCCGCCGCCCGGGGGACAUGAUCUCACAGACAAGGAGAACCUGGCCUUCCGAUACUCUCCUUAA